Molecule: messenger RNA, 795 nt
Organism: Paramecium pentaurelia
Lineage: Eukaryota; Ciliophora; Oligohymenophorea; Peniculida; Parameciidae
Source: the annotation of a GenBank genome assembly
AUGGACUUAUUAAUAGAUAAAGUAAUCAAAUAAAUAGAAGAAUUUCUAGAUGCUAAAUUACAAAAACUUGAAUAAAAAAUAUAUUAAAAAAUUGAACUUUAAGAUGCAAUGAUAAAGUUGAUUCUUGAAAACUUGAAUUCAUUAAAGGAAACAUAAUAAUCUCAUCAAAUAAUAGAAUCUAAAUCACAUCGAACUAAACAUUCUGUUAGCGUAUGUUAUAAUCAUAUUUAGUAAUCUUUGGAAAUAGUCAAAAUUCUUAAUACAUGUUGUGCUUGUAAUCUUGAUAUUAUUGAAAAAUCAGAAGAAAUAGAAACUAAUUGUCAUCAUUUUUAUCAUUAAAAUUGUCUCUAAAAGAAAGUCAAAUAAUAAAUAGAAAUGGGAUUUGUCACUGGAAAUUGCGUUGGAAGACUUUCAAAAACAAAUAGAUUAUGCUAUGGUAAAAUAAGAAUCUAAGAUUGUAAAUUUAGUGAUUAAAGUAAAAUAAUAAAAACAAAUCUUAAUCAUCAAGCCUUAAAAUUAAUGGGACAAUUUACUACUUGUCCAAUGCACGAUUGUAAUUAUUUUUUUCGUCUAAAUGAAGAAAUUGAAAGCAAAGUCAAUUUUUGCAAUAAUUGUAAUAAAUAUUUUUGUUAUAAUUGCCUUUAAUUUUGCCAAUAAUAACACUAAUGUUAAAUUAUUUAGAAAUUUUCAUAAAUUAUUUGUAAAUUCUGCAAUAAAUGUGGAAUAUUACAAAUCAUAUAAAAAUUAAAACCAUAAUUAACGUGCACAUAAUGUUAAAACAUGAUAUUUUUAUGA